CAGAAAGCCGCAUCUAGUCUUCAGUUGAAUAAAAGCAGCUUCACCAAGCUCCAAAAGUUACAACUUUGGGAAAGAACAGCCAUCAGUAAGAAUAAAAUUGUAGUUGCUCCUGGAGAUCUCAACUGUGGCGCACAGAUGAUGUCGCACGUCGACGAUGUCACGUACUGGUGGCAGGAGGGUAACAUCACCACAGCCGUGGGUGACACGGGAGGCACGACCCCGAUGGGCUUCCUGGGAAACGACACCGGCUACGACCACGUCAUAGUCUUUCUCAACGUGACGCAGGUCCUCUUCCCCGGUGCCUACUUCCUUCUGGCCUUUGUGGGGCUGAUCGGCAACACCGCAGUGCUCUUUAUCAUAGUCCGCCACCCAGACAUGCAGACGGUGACUAACUAUUUCAUCGCCAACCUGGCCAUCACAGACAUCUUCACGCUUAUCAUCUGUCUGCUGCCUACCGCACUCUGCGGGGCCGGUAUACUGCCUAUGGGACCCGCCGUCUGCAAGGCUAUCAAUUAUAUUCAAUACGUGACGGUGCAGGCAACAUGUUGCACAUUGACAGCAAUGUCAGUGGACAGAUACAAUCUUAUCGUUCAUGCCGUGCGAUCUAGAAAGAGCCGAACCACCACCAAGGUCCUCGUUGUCAACGCGUCCAUUUGGGCAGCUUCGUUCUUGAUUCACUGCCCUAUCGCCAUCUUCUCGAGAAUUACUCACCACAGCAUGUGCGAGACGGUGUUCUCUUCCAUACUGGCCGAGAGAGUGUUCCAUACAUUCGCCACGUUGACCAUGUACUUGCUGCCUCUCUCCAUCAACCUCAUGUGCUACAUCAGCAUUCUCCUACAAGUCUGGACCCGGACGGCAAGGGGCACAGAGAGCGCGCACGCACAGGAGCGGUCCGUACGACGCAAGCGCAAGAUCACCCGCAUGGUCUUUGUGGUGGUGCUGCUCUUUGCCAUUUGCUGGGCGCCCGCGCAAGUCCUCCGGAUGUGGCAGACUUUCGACUACGGCAACUACAACCGGUUACGCUUCGAGCACUACCCGCUGAUGGUCUCGAUAGAAUUCGUGGCUCUGUGUCUCGCCUACAGCAACAGCUGUGUCAACCCAUUCGUCUACGCCUUUACGACGACCAGUUUUAAAAAGUACUUCAAGAAAGUUUUCCGGCCAUGCUGCAGGUUCACGGACGGGCGGGCGAGGACAACGAGUACGACGGGCCCCUCGACAUCUCGCGUGUCAAAGGUCAUCACUAGGGAAGAGUCCUCCGUUUAGAACUAGAAAAUAUACGUACAAAGGGCGAGUUACAUAAACCAUCUGCUCACAAAUGUUUUCCCCCCAUAUAUAUUAUGAAUGAAAAGAAAGAUAUUCCUUCUGUGGCUGACCUUAUACAUGUUGGCCUACCUACACAUUUUUAAAUGUGUGGUGUUCACCAGAGUUCACCAGAGUUAAUAAUCCAGGCACUUGAAUUUCCCCGUUGACCUGAGCAGACGACCACCUACGACAGCCCUACUUUGGUAAUUUGACACAUGCCCAUCUCAGAGCCAGAUCCCUUGAACAACAAGAGAUCUGAGAUCUUUCACACUCAGUCCUAAAAACCAGCCAAAUAUAGGUGUUAUCGCCUGGAGUUUGUGGAUGAUUUGACAGGUAUCCAAGCCUCAUACCUAAAUCGCGAAAUCCAAUAAGUUAAUUGGGUGACGGAAAAAGUUCUCAGAAAUGCGUCAAAGUCAUAGUUACACUAGAUCUCGCUGUUAUUUUUUCAGGCCGUGCAGAUCCGGACACAGGGAAUUUAAACAAACAGGGGAUUUUGAAAGGGAUGAUAAGUAGCAGGCACAGCCUAAAGAGAAUGAAACGCCAUGGGGAUUUGUUUGUAAGGACAAUCUUCAACGUCUUAAAGCUGAAGUUGUCAUCUGGAGUCCUUCAAAAUACACUCCUAGUUGAUAGACGAUGUUUGUUUCGCAGAGAUAUCGGUCUGUCUGACUUCCGUUAUUGGAAGGUGGGACUAGCUCGUAUGACUUGUCUGACGUUCAUUCCUUUUAUUCCUUUUGUUCUCAAGUCGUCCAAAUCACUGAAUUUUCAGAAGUGAGUUAUUAACAAGUCCAUUUCACAAGUGCUUUUGGCAUUCUUGUUUACGACGUGAAACAUCCGUGUGGACUGAAGUGGGGGGACAUGAUCCCCAGCCUGACGCUCGGAUUUUCCCGUUUGUGGCAGGUCCAUGGCUUCAGGGGGUCCUGUCAAAUUGCAACAACUUAAAAGUAAUAGGAGGGUGAUUAUCUGGCGCGUGCAGAAUCAAUACAUGUCAGGAGGGAAAUAAAAAUGAAGACAGUCUCGAGAGGGCAUUCCUUUGGCGUUGAAAUCGGCGCUUGAUUCUGAAUAUUGGCCUCGGGGAAGAGUCGACUUCUGAAAGACUGAAAAAGUCCACAAGUUAUUUUGUGAAUUUGAAGCGAUUUGCAGCUUCAGAGCGUACAUGAGAGCUCUCGGCAUAUUUUAUUAAAGACGGUGGACAUGAGGCAUCGGAAGGGAGAGGGGAGAGGCCACUUUUCCGUUCACGCAUUUUGACUUUUUAGUCAGUAAAAUUUUGCUUGGUUCAUGUAUUUUAUUUUAUUAUAGUAAUUAUCAUUAAAUCUGACUGGUGUUAAUGACAAAUGGAAACUAGAAAGCACUCAGAGAGCACAAACCUCCGC
Patiria miniata (bat star) is the source of this 2672-nucleotide messenger RNA. Its product is annotated as kiSS-1 receptor-like. The record is from RefSeq and is a predicted model, not a curated record. Gene Ontology annotation, biological process: G protein-coupled receptor signaling pathway. Gene Ontology annotation, molecular function: G protein-coupled receptor activity. NCBI's taxonomy places the organism in Eukaryota, Metazoa, Echinodermata, Asteroidea, Valvatida, Asterinidae. Gene Ontology annotation, cellular component: membrane. The coding region runs from base 136 to 1263 and encodes 375 amino acids. The transcript has 3 exons.